AGCCUCAUCAGCUGUUUGCGGGAUGCCCGGAGCGGGCGUAUUUUGGAAACAAUACCGCGCGGUGCGCCGUGGCCUCCUCCCGCGCCAGCUUGCUCCCGCAGUAGCCGCUGCCCCAGCCCGCGCCACUGCCUCCCACCGUAGCCCGCUGGAGUUUGCCCCCUCCUUCCCAAUCGAGUGUGGGCGCCAAGCCCCCCGAGUGUUCGUCACCCUGGACCCUGGUGCAGAGCCCUGGCAUCACGACUCGGAGGCUGAGACUCUGUCCUGGAGUCAUCCAGGAGAGAUGGAGCCACCUCAAUGUGUGGAGGAGCUGGAAGAUGACGUCUUCCAGCCGGAGGAUGGGGAGCCAGGGACACAGCCUGGGAGCUUGCUCUCCGCUGACCUGUUUGCCCAGAGCCAAUUGGAUUGCCCCCUCAGCCGUCUUCAGCUCUUCCCUCUCACCCACUGCUGUGGUCCUGGGCUCCGGCCCAUAAGCCAAGAAGACAAGGCCACUCAGACCCUCAGCCCAGCUUCCCCAAGCCAGGGUGUUAUGCUGCCUUGUGGGGUGACAGAGGAACCCCAAAGACUCUUUUACGGCAAUGCCGGCUACAGGCUUCCUCUCCCUGCCAGUUUCCCUGCAGGCUCCCCCCUUGGGGAGCAGCCCCCUGAAGGACAGUGGCAACAUCGAGCGGAGCUACAGAUCGCCAGAAAGCUUCAGUGCAUUGCAGACCAGUUCCAUCGGCUUCAUAUGCAACAACACCAGCAGAACCGAGACCGUGCUUGGUGGCAGGUCUUCCUCUUCCUGCAAAACCUGGCCUUGAACAGAGAAGAAAACAGGGAAGGGGUGGGUCCCUGGUGAGGCUGGGCUGCCCUUGCUGGAUGGAGCAACAGGAAUUCAGUCUAGAACUGGACAGACAUCUGGGAGGACAGAUACUGUCUUGUCCAGUUUUACUACUUUUCAUUUUCUUUCUGUGUGUACAUAUAACAUGCCUCAGUGGGAU
Acomys russatus (golden spiny mouse) is the source of this 977-nucleotide messenger RNA. It is a transcript of the gene Bmf, whose product is annotated as Bcl2 modifying factor. The record is from RefSeq and is a predicted model, not a curated record. Lineage: Eukaryota; Metazoa; Chordata; Mammalia; Rodentia; Muridae. Gene Ontology annotation, cellular component: myosin complex. Gene Ontology annotation, biological process: positive regulation of apoptotic process; apoptotic process; negative regulation of autophagy.